UACCACCAAUGCUAAUGGCGCUAAACGUGAUCAAGACCAUUCGUGUCUCCCCUGCUACAAUCUUUUCCGAUGACUCUGCCAGCUUCUCUAAUCUCCCUCUAACCUUCUUUGACUUACACUUCAUGAAAUCCCUUCCUACUCAACAAGUCAUGUUUUACAAACUCACCGAAUCAUCAUCAUCACGCGAGUCAUUCCACUCUCUAAUCCUCCCAAAACUUGAGCUCUCUCUCUCCAUUGUCCUCCGCCAUUACCUCCCACUCGCUGGCUGCCUUUCGUGGGAGCCGAAAGAUCCAAAGCCGUGCAUUGUUGUGUCUAAGCAUGACACGGUAUCACUUACCAUCGCAGAGACCGGCUUAGACUUCUCUUUCGCAUCGGGAAAUGGAAUACGUCCGGCGACCUAUUUACAUCCUCUUAUACCCGAGUUAUUGACCUCUGAUGAUUUGGCCGCUGUGAUUACCUUGCAAAUCACGUUAUUUCCAAACCAAGGAUUCUGUAUCGGCAUUGCAUCUCACCAUGCUGUCCUAGAUGGUAAAACGUUAACAAUGUUUAUAAAAUCUUGGGCUCAUAUUUGCAGUUUACAAGAACAUAAUAAACCUCCGCUUCUACCGGAGGAUCUAACUCCAUGUUUUGAUCGUACGGUACUCAACAUUCUGUCCGGACCUGAGACAAAGAUGCUGGAACUCUUUUUAUCUCUUUCAAAGGACAAUGACGACUUAAGAAGCUUGAAGCUCCCUCCCCAUAAAGAUAUCAGCUCAGAUAUUGUUCGUGCCACGCUUGAGUUAACUCCAAAGCAGAUUGAGAAAUUGAGGGAGCGAGUGAAGAACGAAUCAUCCCUCUCUCCGCUCGAGCUUCACUUGUCAACGUUUGUCAUCUCGUAUGCUCAUGUAUGGACAUGCAUGGUAAAAGCGCGUGGAGGAAACGCUAACAGACCAGUACAUUUUGUAUAUGCAGCAGAUUUCAGGCAUUGGUUAGACCCUCAAGUUCCAACAGGAUACUUUGGGAACUGUGUGUUUCUGAUAAGUUGGUUUGAAUACCAAGCGAGGACAUUUUUAGGAGAAAAUGGUUUUGUCAAAGCUGUCGAGAUCCUAAGCGAUUCGGUAAAAAGUUUGAGUUCACGAGGGAUAAAGUCAAUAUGUGAGGAUUUUGUGGAGGGGUCGAAGAAAAUGAUACCAAACGCGCAGAUCGGGUCAGUUGCAUGGUCACCCCAGUUUGGUCUAUACGAAUCAGACUUUGGAUGGGGUAGACCAGCUAAGACCGAGGUUGUGUCCAUUGACCGUAACGAAGCAUUUGCUAUGUCGGAGAGAAGGGAUGAGCCAGGUGGUAUGGAGAUUGGAGUAUGCUUGAAGAAGAGUGAGAUGGACAUUUUUCUUUCUUUAUUUAAAAAUGGCCUAAGCGAUUAAGCUUUUGUAUCGUUAUGUUACGAUUAAUAUGUCAUGUGUUCAAGGUUGAAUUAAUCAUUAUUUUACGUACUCAAUAUAUAAUGAUAGCUGCAUGGAU
Messenger RNA from Capsella rubella, 1497 nucleotides. RefSeq names its product BAHD acyltransferase At3g29680. Lineage: Eukaryota; Viridiplantae; Streptophyta; Magnoliopsida; Brassicales; Brassicaceae. The transcript has a single exon. The coding region runs from base 9 to 1400 and encodes 463 amino acids. The record is from RefSeq and is a predicted model, not a curated record.